Messenger RNA from Tremella mesenterica DSM 1558, 1250 nucleotides. RefSeq lists its product as uncharacterized. NCBI's taxonomy places the organism in Eukaryota, Fungi, Basidiomycota, Tremellomycetes, Tremellales, Tremellaceae. Gene Ontology annotation, cellular component: mitochondrion; mitochondrial matrix. Gene Ontology annotation, molecular function: tryptophan-tRNA ligase activity; ATP binding. Bases 14 to 1156 code for a protein of 380 amino acids. The record is from RefSeq and is a predicted model, not a curated record. The transcript has 7 exons. Gene Ontology annotation, biological process: mitochondrial tryptophanyl-tRNA aminoacylation.
GGUGACGCCGACCAUGAGGAUGACGAGCACACCUAGGGGGUUCGCAAGAGCCAUACUGUUGAGCAGGGGAAUUAGCACUCCGAAGAGAUGUUUCACUACGGCGACAGAAAAACCAGUAAUACCUCAAGUAGUCUUUUCUGGCAUACAACCGACCGGUACACCCCACUUGGGAAAUUAUCUAGGCUUGUUCUUACCUUUUCUUAAAUUACAACGAUCCCUCCCACCGGGUAUCCCGCUGUACCUCUCGGUGGUGGGAUUACAUGCUAUCACACUUCCACAAGAUCCUAAAACUCUAGCAGAGGAUAGGAUGAAUAUGAUGGCUAGCUUGAUGGCCUGUGGGGUAGAUCCUCAGAGAACCUGUCUUUUUUUCCAGGAAGAAGUACCUGAACAUGCAGAAUUGGCUUGGAUACUGAACACCCUCACGUCAGUCGGUAAAUUACAAAGAAUGACGACCUGGAAGUCGAAAAUAGCAACGAAGAUUAAUGCUUCGGAAGACAACGUAACACAAUCUGACCUUCGUCUGGGUCUUUUGGCGUAUCCGGUGUUGCAAGCUGCAGAUGUCCUUCUGUAUAAGGCUACUCAAGUACCUGUUGGGGAAGAUCAGACUCAACAUCUCGAACUGACCAAAGGUAUAGCAGAGACGUUCAAUAGGAAAUACGGGCCAACGUUCCCUAUACCAAAAACUAUGAUUGUCCCUUCCAAACGUAUUCUCAACCUCCGCGACCCUUCUCAAAAGAUGUCUAAAUCAUCACCCAACCCUUUAUCAAGAAUAACUAUCUUAGAUCCUCCUCAAACUAUCCUGUCCAACCUCAAAGCGGCCGUAACGGACUCUCUACCUGGAGUCACAUACGAUCCUAUUUCCAGACCAGGAGUUAGUAACCUUCUCACCAUUUGGUCCGCCCUUGAUCCGUCCAACAGAACUCCGGAGCAGUUAGUGGAAGAAUGCGGAGAAUGGGGUUUGGGAAAGUUGAAAGAACACGUAGGUGAGGUGAUAGUUGAGAGUCUUAAAGGUAUCAAAGAGGAAUAUGAGAGGAUAAGGAGUGCAGAUGGGUUUUUGAGGUCUGUAGCGAAAGAUGGUAGAGAAUGGGCGGGGGGAGUAGCGAAAGUGACAAUGAAAGAGGUGAAACAAAAGGUUGGAUUGGGACCUUUAGAAUGAUAUAUAUUUCCUGAUUCUUAUAAAAUUUAUCAUCAUCUGAUGGGAAAGAAUAAAACAAUCUGGCAGAAAAUGCAUCACAAAAACAUGUCACCUC